AUGAGCUCACACGGAAACCAAAACCCUGGUAACUUUGCCAACCGUUCAAAGGAGGAAGUCAGAGAAAUCGCCAAGAAGGGAGGACAGUCUAGCCACACUGGAGGAUUCGCUUCCAUGGACCCAGAUAAGCAGCACGCUAUUGCAUCCAAGGGUGGUCAGGCUUCCAGUGGAAAAUUUGAAAAAGGUAGCGAGAGAACCAAGGAGGCCGCACGAAAGGGAGGCGCC
Messenger RNA from Umbelopsis ramanniana AG, 225 nucleotides. RefSeq lists its product as uncharacterized. The annotation marks the transcript as partial. The record is from RefSeq and is a predicted model, not a curated record. NCBI's taxonomy places the organism in Eukaryota, Fungi, Mucoromycota, Umbelopsidomycetes, Umbelopsidales, Umbelopsidaceae. The transcript has a single exon.